This is a messenger RNA of Drosophila novamexicana, 1860 nucleotides long. RefSeq lists its product as uncharacterized. Lineage: Eukaryota; Metazoa; Arthropoda; Insecta; Diptera; Drosophilidae. The transcript has a single exon. The record is from RefSeq and is a predicted model, not a curated record. The coding region runs from base 144 to 1793 and encodes 549 amino acids.
CGAAUUAAUUCAAGGGCGUCAGAGCUACUAGAGCAUUGAUAUAUACAUUCAAAUUAAUAUAUUUUUUACAACAUACGGGAGAAACAUAGUUACGAUUUUGGUUAUUUUGCAAAUUAAGAAAAGUUACGCUAUUUGAACAUAAAAUGGAUACCGAGCCCUUCAAUAAAACGGCAUUCCUUGAGGGUUAUCUGCUGAAGCACCGUGAGCUUGGCAAGCGACAACGGGAGUACAAGAAGCUGCUGUCCAGCAAGCUGAAAUCGCGCAAUGAAACGAUCAUCGAUGCCAGCUAUGAGAAUACCAUCGAUCGUCUCGAGGAGGAGAAGAAUGAUCUGCGCGCUCAAAUUUGGGUGGCCGCCGGCACAACGCACAUCAAAAAGGACAAACGCUAUUUGGGCCAGAUACGUUGCCAUGUGGAAUGCCAGGAGAAUCUGGCAGAGGAUAUAACCAAGCUAAAGACAUCUAUAUGCAAUAUGGAGCGCGAAAUCAGUCGUGUGAGCAAACAGAUCUACAAUCUCAAUCGAUUGACGGUCCCGGAACAGCAGCACCAGGCACAUGUGGCCAAAGUGCGCAAGAAGAUGGUCAUUUUGGAGAACUCGCUGGAGGUGGGCGUUCGCCAGGAGUGCGGCUUUACGGCGGCCAAUGCCGAGCUGCGUGAGCAACUCAUACGCAUACUCAAUCAUCGCACGUUCUUCAACGAUUCGUACACGAAGAUGGUUCAGAAACUUAACAGCGACAAGAAGUAUCUGAUAGAUCUCAUCGAGUAUGCACUGAACACCUUUGAUGGCUGCAUUGAUGUGUACGAGAAAAUCGAUAAGAUUACCAAGCGCGAGUCCAAGGAGCGUGAGCUGCGUCGCAUUGAGCUGCAAAGCAUUAUGCGCAAAGUGGCUGCCGAUGCGGACAACACGGCCUUCGUGGAGUGCAAGGGCAGGGAGAGGGUGCUAGCCGAUCUGCCAGCCAAGGAGUAUAGGCGUCGCGAUGAAUUCCGUCGCAAACAUAACAAGAAGAUCAAUCUGUAUAACUCGGUGCUCAAGAAGAUACUCGAUUACACUAACUCCAGCAAUGUGGAGGAGGUAAUCGAGAAGUUCCAGCAGCAGGAGAGUCUCUAUUACUCGUUCUUCAACUAUGCCAACGAGAUGAGCUAUCAUAUUACGCUGCUUAACAACUCGGUGAAUCGCCUGUUCGAGGAUAUUAUCGAUCUGAAACGCGAAAACACCAACACGCUGCAAGAUCAGAUCGAUAUGAUUAACUCCCUCGAGCAGCAGGUGCGCAAGAAGCAGGCAUCGAACGUGGAGCUCCACAAGACGCGCGAAAGCAAUGACACACGUCUCGAAAAUCUGUUGCAGGGCGUUGAAAUGCUCUGCGACAUGUGCUCGGUGGAUACGACGCCUUUGAAUGAGCUCCUGGGCGAUCACUCGCACGUAAAUCUAGUGAAUGUGGAACGCUUUCUCAGGCUGCUAGAGACACGCAUCCAGGACAUUGUGGCCAGUGUAUAUGUGUUUGAGCGCCAGGACGAGGGCAACAUCGACUAUGUGGUCAAGCAGAUCGAGAAGAUCUGUGAACUGCCCACCGAUCUCAAUGACAUUGUGCUCACCCAACAAUGUCCCGAGUGCGCCGAGGGCGAAGCCUUCAAUAUGGAUGAUGGCGGUGAUGGUGUUGCCAUUCACACUAUCAAGGAGGCCAAACAGAAGCUCUACGAGAAGAUUACGCAACCGGAAAUGCAAUAUCGCCUACAUAGCAUUAGCCAGUGCCGCUUGCCCCGCUCCAGGAUGCUGGCCGCCAAGCGAAAUGUCUAGGUUGAAGAAUCACUCAGUGGUAGGCGUUGCUUACUUUAAAUAAUACUAUGUCAUGGCCAAUUAAAUU